AUGAUCGUCUUUAAACUAACAAUUCUUUUUCUUCAAAUUCUUAUUUCAACAACACAAGAAAUAUCUAAUAUUCGAUAUAAUUCAUUAAUAUCUGCACAAUGUAAAGCUCGAUGUCUAUAUGAAUAUCGAACAUAUCAUCAACAACAACGUUCAUUACCCUCAAUGUUCAUUGAUGGAAAAACAAAACGUUUAUUGUCGACAAAUAUAUUAACAUUACCAUGGAGAUCUAUUUGGGAGCGUUGUCCACGCCUUAUCACAUGUAGUUCGUUAAAAAGUUUGGAAUGUGAACAAAGUUGUAUAUUUAUUCAAAAUCUUUAUCGACAACAAUUAAAUUGUUUGACAGAUAAUUGUCAAUCAUGUUCUUUAUCAAAUGAUUGUAUGAAUAAAAUUCCUCAAAUAUAUAAUGUUACAGCAAUUGAACGAAAAAGUCGACGAACUGUUAAAUUAAAAUGGAAAUCAAAUGGAGAAAAAAUUCUUGAACCAAUUUUUUAUGUUAUCGAAGCACAAUGGAUGUUAUCAAAUAUUAAUAUUAAUCCAUAUGAACUUGUUUCAAAAUGGGGUUUUGUUAAAGAAGAAGUUUCACAUACAAAAGCAAUUAUAAGAAAUAUUCAACGUGAUAAUCGUUGGUAUAAAUUUCGUGUUGCUGCUGUUACAAGACAUGGAUAUUCAACAUUUAGUAUGACAAAUAAACCUUUUCGUUUAACAAAUCAAUCGCAAACAGUAUCACCAAUUCUAGAUCGACCAAAGAAAUUUUCAAUAAAAGAUUAUCAAUUAAAUUUCAAUACUAUCAAUGUUACACUUCAUUGGCAAAAACCAGAUUUACCUGUCACUGGAUAUCAGAUCUCAUGGGAGUUAGACAAUGAUCAAUCAUCACUUGUAAAUAGUAUUGACAUAUCUUCAUCAUUAUCUUCAAUGGAAUUUACCAUUCCAUUUCUUUCUCUAGACAAAUCCUAUCUAUUUAAAAUUCGUUCAAUAAUCAUAGCUGAAGGCGAUCAUAUACAAACGAGUUUACCGAUAAUAAUUAAUUUUAAUUAUGAAAAUGAAUCUUUAAUAAUAAAAAAUCUUUAUAUAUCUAAACCAUAUUUUAUUAAUGGUUUAAUUAAAACAAAUAUUUCAUGGAAUAAAAUAUUAGAUCAACGAUUAAAACAAUAUGAUAUCUAUUGGAUUGAACAUGAAUGUCAUUCAGAUGUUCUUUCUUGUUGUUAUAGACGUGAUGCUGUUACAAUACAAAAUUCAUUUCAAUUAUAUGAUUUACGUUAUAAUUGUACAUAUUUAAUAACUAUACAACCAAUUGGAUUAAAACAAAAAAAUACUUUUAAAUUUUAUUUCAAUGUUAGUUCAUGUGAAUUAACAGAUGUUUAUGGUUCAAUACGUCCACCAUGUCAAACAGAUCGUAGAACAAUUGACACAUUUUCAUCAUUACCGCCAAUUGAUCUUAUUGUUACAAGAAAUCAAUCAGGAUUAAUUUUGUUAUGGCAAAAUGUUCAGUCAUUCGUUAAUGAUGUAUUCUAUCUAUUGAAUAUUGUACAAGUACCAAGUCAAUUAGAAAUUAUUUCAGUUAAACUUCAUCCGAUAAUAACAGAUUAUUUUAUUCCAUAUUCAAUAUAUGACGAUAAUCGAUAUCUUAAUGUAACAUUAAGUUUAAUUGAUAAAAUAACUAUACGACAACAACAAUCAAUAUUAAUUAGUAUUAAACAAGAAGAAUAUCUUAAUAGGAAAAUUAUUAAUAGUUCAUCAUCAUUGAUAAUAACAAAUUAUUUUCGAUAUUUACUUCUAUUUGUUAUAUUCAUUUUAUACAGUAAUAAUAAUGAUUAA
This is a messenger RNA of Adineta steineri, 1815 nucleotides long. NCBI's taxonomy places the organism in Eukaryota, Metazoa, Rotifera, Eurotatoria, Adinetida, Adinetidae. The record is from the annotation of a GenBank genome assembly.